GUGACAUUUUAUGAUUGCUUUCUGCUCGUCUGAAUAAAGGGUGAGCCCAGGGCCUGCUGCCCACUGUCUGCUCUGAUGACCCUCUCUCCCCUGCAGAUUCGAGUGAUGGUGGACCUGUGCAACAGCACCAAGGGCAUCUGCCUCACAGGACCUCCUGGACCACCAGGACCUCCAGGAGCUGGCGGGUUGCCAGGACACAAUGGAUCGGACGGACAGCCUGGUCCUCAGGGCCCAAAAGGAGAAAAAGGAGCAAAUGGAAAAAGAGGAAAAAUGGGGAUACCUGGAGCUGCAGGAAAUCCAGGGGAAAGGGGAGAAAAGGGAGACCAUGGUGAACUGGGCCUGCAGGGAAAUGAGGGCCCACCAGGGCAGAAGGGAGAAAAGGGUGACAAAGGAGAUGUGUCCAACGAUGUGCUCCUGGCAGGUGCCAAAGGUGACCAAGGCCCACCCGGUCCACCUGGGCCCCCAGGCCCUCCAGGUCCUCCAGGCCCCCCUGGAAGCAGAAGAGCCAAAGGCCCUCGGCAGCCAAACAUGUUCAACGGCCAGUGCCCAGGUGAGACCUGUGCCAUACCAAAUGAUGAUACCUUGGUUGGAAAAGCUGAUGAGAAAGCCAGUGAACACUAUUCCCCACAAGCAGAAUCUAUGAUCACUUCCAUUGGAAACCCAGUGCAAGUGCUGAAAGUGACAGAGACAUUUGGGACUUGGAUAAGAGAGUCUGCUAACAAGAGCGAUGACCGGAUUUGGGUGACGGAGCAUUUUUCAGGCAUCAUGGUGAAGGAAUUCAAGGACCAGCACUCACUUCUGAAUGGCAGUUACACGUUCAUCCACCUUCCGUAUUAUUUCCAUGGCUGUGGGCACGUGGUUUACAACAACUCUCUCUACUACCACAAAGGGGGUUCCAACACCAUAGUGAGAUUUGAAUUUGGCAAGGAAACAUCCCAAACUCUGAAGCUUGAAAAUGCCUUGUAUUUUGAUCGAAAAUACCUUUUUGCAAAUUCCAAGACUUACUUCAAUCUAGCUGUAGAUGAAAAGGGCCUUUGGAUUAUCUAUGCGUCAAGUGUGGACGGCUCAAACAUUCUUGUAGCACAGCUGGAUGAGAGGACAUUCUCAGUGGUGCAGCACAUCAAUACCACGUACCCCAAAUCCAAAGCCGGCAACGCCUUCAUUGCCCGAGGAAUCCUCUAUGUCACAGACACCAAAGAUCUGAGGGUCACAUUUGCCUUUGAUUUGUUAGGAGGGAAACAGAUCAAUGCAAACUUUGAUUUAAGAACUUCCCAGUCUGUUCUUGCCAUGUUAGCAUACAACAUGAGAGAUCAGCAUUUAUAUUCGUGGGAAGACGGCCAUUUAAUGCUUUAUCCUGUGCAGUUUUUGUCAACUACCUUAAAUGAGUGAUGUGCUGCAUUCUGCUCCCUUCAGCAAAUUUCAGGUGUUUUCUGGGACCAGUUCUCUGCCAACAGGAAACUUGUUUUUUUUUAACGGCAGCCAGAUAUUUAGAACAUAACCUCAUGACAUAAGUGUUUAAAUGGUCAGUGAGCCCCUCUUAGUGAAAUAGCAACAGAUUGGAAGUUGAAAUGGCUGAAAUGUGGUGAUCUCGCCACAACUGGCUCUGCAAGUUACCUCCUUCUCCUUGGGCCUUAGUUUCCCCAUUGGUAAUCUGAACCAUCUGGCUAAGAUGAUUGGGAAGAUUUUCUCCACCUGUAGGAAAUUUGGUGAUUCUUGGCGGCUUCUCUUCUCACAACUUUUAUGUAUCUGCUUCUGUUGUUUAGCUGUUUUAGCCACAUGCUGACCAAAUUUCCCUUUGAGUUGAGAAGUCCAGUGGCUUGAGUAGUGAAUCCCUCAGUGCUGACUUAGAUCUGGUUCUUUGAAAAGGUGCAUUAACUCUUUAAGACAUCUAAAGUAUCACAUUAUCCAUAAUUUAUUGCUUUUCUUUGCAUCUGCACCUGCCACCACAGAAUAACCAUUACCCUCAGCUGCUGACUGGGCAGCUCUGAGAUUAGCAAAAGCCAGGGACAGCUACAUGUUCAGGGUUUUUUUUUUUCUCAAUAAGCUAUUUUUUUUUUCUUUUCUUGUUUUAAAUAGAGAGUCUUGCUAUGUUUCUCAGGCUGGUCUUGAACUCCUGGGGCUCAAGUGAUCC
Messenger RNA from Mandrillus leucophaeus (drill), 2131 nucleotides. It is a transcript of the gene GLDN, whose product is annotated as gliomedin. NCBI's taxonomy places the organism in Eukaryota, Metazoa, Chordata, Mammalia, Primates, Cercopithecidae. The record is from RefSeq and is a predicted model, not a curated record. Gene Ontology annotation, cellular component: cell surface. Bases 76 to 1389 code for a protein of 437 amino acids. Gene Ontology annotation, biological process: signal transduction. The transcript is spliced from 9 exons.